UGUCUGAAAUUUUCAGAAUUCUGUACAGUGUGCAGACGACAGGACGGUGCGAAGCUGCCUUUAUACCAUCCGCGCCUGUAAGGAGGAGGUGGAGAGUAGGAGGGUCACCGGAGGAAGGCUCACUGCAGAAUGGAUGAAGCCAAAAAAGAGGGAAAUAUGGCAGCAGACGGCGUUAACGGGCCAGGGGACGCGCAGACGCGAGCGCACAGCGAUGAGCUGGUGCGGUCAGUCUCACUACACAGCCGCAGGCCACGCGCACUGCACGGUACGGUGUUUCCCUUCCUGCUCCUCUACCCGGGCUGUUUCUAUAUGUGGUUUGGAGUUUACGGUGCUUCCGAGUACGUUGAGGCCGGCCUGCUAGCGCUCGCCGCUAUCGGGAUCGCGCACGUCCUGACAGUGCUGUCUGGCUACUGGUCCGUGCACGCGCACUGCUGGCUCACCUGUUCCAAGGAGUCUGAUCCAGGCAAAGCUACUUUUGCAAAAGUCAUACCGACACCAAACAACGGCUCAGCCGAAUUAGUGCCUCUGCUGAGGGAUAAGGAUGAGGAUGGAGAAGAAAUUCUGUCUUUCGAGUUUCAAAAGAUCCGCUACGUGUUUGACAGCAAGGAAAAGAGAUGCUUUCUGCCGGUGGCGUUUCCAAUCAACCACCCCAUGAGUUACUUCCAGAACUGGAAAGGCUACCAGGAGGAGUCUCAGUUGCGGGCUGCGGAGAAGUGUUAUGGAACAAACCGUGCGGAGAUGAUGGUGCCGGACUUCCUGGAGCUCUUCAGAGAAAGAGCUACAGCCCCUUUUUUCGUCUUCCAGGUGUUUUGUGUGGGUCUGUGGUGUUUGGAUGAAUACUGGUAUUACAGUGUUUUUACACUCUUCAUGUUGGUGGCGUUUGAAGCGUCUCUGGUGCAGCAGCAGAUGAGGAAUAUGUCAGAGAUCCGCAGGAUGGGAAACAAACCUUACAUGAUCCAGGUCUAUCGGAACAGAAAAUGGAGGCCUGUUUCUAGUGAUGAACUGGUCCCUGGAGACAUUGUCUCAGUUGGGCGUUCUCCUCAGGAUAACCUGGUUCCCUGUGAUGUUCUGCUGCUGAGAGGCCGGUGUAUCGUGGAUGAGGCCAUGCUCACAGGAGAGUCAGUUCCUCAGAUGAAGGAGCCUGUGGAGGACCUGGACCCUGAGAGGACUCUGGACCCGCAGGUUGAUUCCCGUCUGCACGUCAUCUCAGGUGGAACCAAAGUGGUUCAGCACAGCCCACCUCUGCGAGCUAGUACAGGCCUAAAACCUGUGGACAAUGGUUGUGUAGCUUAUGUUUUACGGACAGGAUUCUACACUUCUCAGGGAAAAUUGUUGAGAACGAUUCUGUUCGGAGUGAAGCGGGUGACGGCGAACAACCUCGAGACGUUUAUAUUUAUCCUCUUCCUGUUGGUUUUUGCCAUCGCUGCUGCUGUGUAUGUUUGGGUGGAGGGCACAAAGGACCUGAGCAGGAACAAAUAUAAGUUGUUUCUGGAGUGUACACUUAUUCUCACCUCAGUUGUGCCACCUGAAUUACCCAUAGAGCUCUCAUUGGCUGUUAACACAUCUCUUAUAGCUCUGGCCAAACUCUACGUGUUUUGCACUGAACCUUUCAGGAUCCCCUUCGCAGGGAAGGUGGAGAUUUGCUGCUUUGACAAAACUGGAACACUAACAAGUGACAGCUUGGUAGUUCGAGGUGUAGCAGGGCUCAGAGAAGGUAAGGAAUUGACACCAGUGUCCGAGAUCCCGGUGGAGACGCACAGGGUGGUGGCCACGUGUCAUUCUCUGGUCACGCUGGAUGAUGGACAGCUGGUGGGUGACCCGCUGGAGAAGGCUAUGCUGACCGCAGCAGACUGGACACUCACUAAAGAUGAGAAGGUGUUUCCUCGCAGUAUAAAGACUCCAGGCCUGAAGAUUCAUCAGAGGUUUCAUUUCGCCAGCUCUCUGAAGAGGAUGUCUGUGUUGGCGUCGUACGAGCGUCUGGGCUCCACUGAGCUCUGCUAUAUCUCCAGUGUUAAAGGAGCUCCGGAGACGCUGAGGAACAUGUUCUCAGAGCGUCCGGACAGUUACGAUGAGGUGCACAGAGAGAUGUCACGAGAGGGAGCGAGAGUUCUCGCGUUGGGAUACAAAGAGAUGGGCUAUCUGAACCAUCAGCAGGUGAGAGAAGUGAGCCGUGAUAUGCUGGAGUGUCACCUGCGGUUUGCAGGAUUCAUGGUGGUCUCCUGCCCACUCAAGAACGACAGCAAAUCUGUUAUCAGAGAGAUACAAGAGGCCUCACACCAUGUUGUAAUGAUAACAGGUGACAACCCUUUAACUGCUUGUCAUGUGGCCAGAGAGCUGCAUUUCAUCCAGAAAGAGCACACACUCGUACUACAGCAGGGUCCCAGUCAAGCAGCCGAUUGGCAGUGGGAAUCUAUAGACGGCAGUGUGCACCUUCCUCUACCUCAUUCAUCAGUCCCAGAUCUGAUCAGGCGAUAUGACCUCUGUGUAACGGGUGAAGGGCUCACCAGGUUGACCUACGACCCCAGUUUGCUGAACGGCCUGCUUCCUCAUGUGCGAGUCUUUGCUCGUGUUAGCCCCAAACAAAAGGAAUUCGUCAUAACUAGUCUAAAGGGACUUGGUUUUGUUACACUGAUGUGUGGAGACGGAACGAAUGAUGUGGGUGCACUCAAACAUGCCCACAUAGGUGUGGCGCUGUUGGCCAACGCCCCAGAGAGGAUACCAGAGAAGAGGAAGAGAAAUAAAGACAAAGAGGGUUCCUCUGUAGAUCCCAGACCUGCUCUUCCAGUCACGAGUUCAGGGAUGAAACUCACUUCACGUGGAGCCAGACACAGAUUGAUAGCACAGAGGGAGGAACAGCUCGCUGCACAAAAGGAACGGAUCAGUCAGGUACUACGAGAAUUAGAGGAAGAUCAGAUUCAAGUGGUCAAGCUGGGCGACGCCUCCAUCGCUGCCCCGUUUACUUCUAAGCUGUCCUCCAUACAGUGCAUCUGUCACGUGAUAAAACAGGGUCGCUGCACUCUGGUGACCACCCUGCAGAUGUUUAAGAUCCUGGCGCUGAACGCUCUGGUCCUCGCGUACAGUCAGUCUGUCCUCUAUCUGGAGGGGGUGAAAUUCAGCGACUUUCAGGCCACACUACAGGGCCUGCUGCUGGCCGGCUGCUUUCUGUUUAUCUCCAGGUCAAAGCCUUUGAAGACCUUGUCUAAAGAGCGGCCUUUACCAAACAUCUUCAACCUGUACACUGUCCUGACGGUGCUGCUGCAGUUUGCAGUUCACUUCUGCAGUCUGGUGUAUCUCUAUAAAGGGGCACAGAGCAGAAGCCCACCCAGGGCAGAGCAUUUUGCAGACUUGUACAAAGAGUUCGAGCCCAGUCUCAUAAACAGUACUGUAUACAUAAUGUCCAUGGCCAUGCAGAUGGCUACAUUUGCCAUUAACUAUAAGGGUCAUCCCUUCAUGGAGUCUCUCAGCGAGAACCGGCCCUUGCUGUGGAGCAUCGCUAUAUCAGGACUCGCCAUAGUUGGGCUGCUGACGGGGUCAUCGCCCGAAUUCAACGAACAGUUUGCCUUAGUGGACAUUCCAACUGAGUUUAAGUUAAUAAUAGCCCAGGUUCUAGUUUUGGACUUUGUCGCCGCCCUGCUGGUGGAUAGAGUUUUGCAGUUCCUGCUGGGCAAAGGAACCCUGAGGUUGCCUAAAUGAACUGUUAUUCCCAACAGUCACCAAAGCAGCUGCUGCCCCUAGUGACCAGACUGUGAACUGGCUUUACAGCACAAUGGUACUUGACUGGUGGUGGCAAACUCUGCCAGAUGCAAAAAGAAGGGCGUGAUUCAUUACUACAACACACCCCAGUGUUUCCAUUUCUUCAUUGUCUCUGUCUUUGCUCUGGCUUAAUCCUUUAGCUACUUUUCAUUUCUACUGACAUCUUCAUACUGACACCCCCUCAACUCUAAAGGCCAAGAAAACUACAGUAUUGCAUUGAAGGUGAUGGUGUGUUUUAGUGCUGUUGAAGCACGCAGGGGCAUUCUGAAGACGAACCUCAGUGUUUGUUUGUUUUUUCUUUUAUGUUUUCGUUUUGUAAAAAGACAGAUCUGUAAAAAACAUAUAAAUGAUCAAAAAAUCUU
This is a messenger RNA of Triplophysa rosa, 4115 nucleotides long. It is a transcript of the gene atp13a1, whose product is annotated as ATPase 13A1. Gene Ontology annotation, molecular function: ATP hydrolysis activity; membrane protein dislocase activity; ATP binding. Gene Ontology annotation, cellular component: endoplasmic reticulum membrane. NCBI's taxonomy places the organism in Eukaryota, Metazoa, Chordata, Actinopteri, Cypriniformes, Nemacheilidae. The transcript is spliced from 25 exons. The record is from RefSeq and is a predicted model, not a curated record. Bases 130 to 3693 code for a protein of 1187 amino acids. Gene Ontology annotation, biological process: extraction of mislocalized protein from ER membrane; intracellular calcium ion homeostasis.